AUGACUCUCCUUCGACGAUUUCUUAAAGCCCUCCUAAGCGGAAGCUCUAUUAAUCUUCCUCCCUAUUAUUCUCAAUUAAUGCAAUCGCCGCAUUUUGAAAAUUUAAUAACAAGAGGUGAUUUAAGAUAUACCCAUCCCGCAGUUCGGGAAGUGUUGCAAGAUGAUGCCAUGAAGUUUGCACAAAAAUUACCAAAAACGUUGUUUGUAUUCGAGCCACCAAUUGAUUUGAUCGAAGAAAAACAAAAUUUCACAAUUCAUGCUGACAUUCCAGGAUUCCACAAAAACAACAUUUCGAUAACAGUGACCGAUGAGGAAAAAGGAGAACUUGUAAUUAAAGGUGAUUUGGUGGAUUUAGAGGAAAAGCAAAAACGCGAAGAGGAAGAAGUUUUCGGAACCUAUUUAAUACAAGAGCGAGCGUUAAUGCCUGAGUUUGAAAGAAAGAUUAUUCUACAAAAUCCUGCUGAUAUUGAUUGGGAGAAAAUUAAAGCAAAUAUUAAGCAUGGAAAAUUAACAGUGACAAUUCCAAAGCGGGAGCAACCGGAGAAACCUCCCAAAGAAUCAAAAGUAAUUCCAAUUCAUGAGGAGCAAUAA
This is a messenger RNA of Naegleria fowleri, 591 nucleotides long. RefSeq lists its product as uncharacterized. Gene Ontology annotation, biological process: protein complex oligomerization; response to hydrogen peroxide; protein folding. The transcript has a single exon. NCBI's taxonomy places the organism in Eukaryota, Heterolobosea, Eutetramitea, Acrasida, Naegleriidae. Bases 1 to 591 code for a protein of 196 amino acids. The record is from RefSeq and is a predicted model, not a curated record.